This is a messenger RNA of Salvia splendens (bonfire salvia), 2715 nucleotides long. RefSeq lists its product as uncharacterized. The coding region runs from base 1 to 2715 and encodes 904 amino acids. Lineage: Eukaryota; Viridiplantae; Streptophyta; Magnoliopsida; Lamiales; Lamiaceae. The transcript has a single exon. The record is from RefSeq and is a predicted model, not a curated record.
AUGGUGAACUCUCGAGGUGAUUCUCGCCUUGACGCAGUGGAGAAGGCAAACGAGGAACUCAACGAACGGGUCACAUCAUUGGAGUCCAAGCUCGACUCCUUGUUGGUCGAAAUGCGCACGGGAUUCGCGUCCCUCACCCCCGGUACCAAAGUCCCUCCGGAGGACGGGGCUUCUUCCGAGCACCGGGAAUCAAAUUCGGUUUCAACUGGCAACAAUCCCCCAUCCCCUAUGCCGACGUUUGACGGCACCGACGCCCUCGCAUGGCUGGCACGGGCGGAGCAAUACUUCCUGAUUUCGGAUACGGCGCCCGAGAAGCGGGUGGGCGUAGCCAUGGUGGCGUUGGCCGGCGCCGCCCUCCCCUGGUAUCAGCUUCUGCGGAGACGGAAUCCAGACCUCUCCUGGGCCCGGUUUGCUCGCGAGUUGAUGAAACGUUUCGGGGGAAAUGGGGCCCUGGACGAAUACGAGGCGUUUGCAGCAGUCCGGCACACGGGCUCCCUCGCAGAAUAUGUAGCAGCAUUCGAGGCACGCCUCGCUCAGGUACCGGAUAUAGCCUGCCACCAGUACCUCGGAUUUUUCAUGGCGGCCCUCCGCCCGGAGGUGCGCCUCCAGAUGAAGGCUGCAAAGAUCACAUCAUAUGAAGAUGCAGUAGAAUUGGCACUGGACAUAGAUGUGCUCGCAUCACAGCAUCCUCAGAGGACAGCCCCUGCCCCCUCCCACACGGGGUCGCAGCCCUACACCGGGCAACAGCGUCGCCCGUCGACCACCGGUUACUCAAGCGCGCCCUCUCAGCUCUCUUCCACAGGACCGUCCCGGCCAAUGUCCAAACGCUUCCGGAAUAUCUCCCCGGAAGAAUAUAGGCGGCAUAUCGCGGCUGGCACCUGUGUCAAGUGCGGUCUCAAGUUUAGCCCGACUCACAAGUGCCCGCCCAAGACCCUCAAUGUCCUCAUCUGCGACGACGACAAGCUGCCAACAGAGGACCUGGAGCUAGAGGAGGAGCUAGAAGAUGCGAAUAAACCGGAACUCUCCGUUCUAUCCCUACAUGGCUUGGACACGGCAAAUACCAUGAAAUUGUUCGGCCAUGUGGGGCAGCAGCAGGUCAAGAUUAUGGUGGAUAGCGGGGCAAACUACUGUUUCAUCUCCGAGCAAUGCGCCCAACAGCUCCAACUGCGGAUCACCCCAACGUCUCCCUACUCAGUCGUUCUAGGGGACGGCUCCACACGGCGUGCGGCUGGAAUCUGCAAAGGGGUCACAGUGACAAUGGCAAACGAGGACUUCACCAUAUCUUGCUAUGUAUUUCCCCUUCGCAACAUCGACAUCAUCUUGGGAGUGUCGUGGCUCGCCUCCCUGGGGUACGUCAUGGUUAAUUGGCAACAUUCCUCGAUGGAUUUCUCCAUCCACGGCAGACCCGUGGCCCUCAAGGGGAAUCCAUCCCUCAUGCGGCGGGCCUGCUCCACCGGGGACCUCCGUCGCCUGGAGGAAGGCGACUGCGGAUGGGUCCUCCACUCAAUAGACGCCACGCCAUCAGCCUCUCCUUUCGGCAUCGACCCGACCCUAGCGACCGAAGCCGUGGACCAGUUACAGCAGCUGAUCAGGCAAUACCCCGCAAUCACAGAAUCCGCAACCGACUUACCGCCCCGCCGCCAGACAGACCACAGGAUACCGCUUCUACCAGGUACGGAGCCCGUCUCCGUUCGUCCAUAUCGUUACAAUCAUCUACAGAAGGACGAAAUGGAAAAGCUCGUCGCGGAAAUGCUGGAGUCAGGCGUGAUCCAGCCCAGCACAAGUCCAUUUUCCAGCCCGGUACUCCUCGUUCGCAAGAAGGAUGGCUCGUGGAGAUUUUGCGUGGACUACCGGGAGUUGAACAAAAGGACGGUCCCGGAUAAGUACCCCAUUCCGGUGAUACAGGAGCUGUUGGAUGAGCUACAUGGGGCUCGAUGGUUCAGCAAGAUCGAUUUAAAGGCGGGGUACCACCAAAUCCGGGUGGCGACCGAGGACGUCCCCAAAACCGCAUUCCGAACCCACUCCGGCCAUUACGAGUUCUUGGUAAUGCCGUUCGGCCUCACCAACGCCCCGGCAACCUUCCAGAGCCUCAUGAAUGAUAUUUUCAGACCGGCAUUGCGGAAGUACGUCUUGGUUUUUUUCGACGAUAUCCUCGUCUACAGUACCUCGUGGCCCGACCAUCUGCACCACCUACACUUGGUUUUCACGGCACUGCAGGCUCACUCCCUCGUGGUGAACGCAAAGAAGUGCCUCCUGGGCCGAGACAGCGUCGAAUACUUAGGCCACAUCGUAUCCCUCGAGGGCGUAAAGAUGGACCCGGCCAAGAUCUCAGCAGUCCUCCGCUGGCCCACCCCAUCCUCGUUGAAGGGCGUGCGCGGGUUCCUUGGCCUAACCGGGUAUUACCGCCGUUUCAUCCGGGACUACGGCAAAAUUGCAGCGCCCCUCACGGAUCUACUGAAAAAACCGCAGUCCGCGACCCCGAAGCGACCAUGGGCAUGGCCACCGGCGGCAGCCUCGGCAUUUGAGGCACUCAAGACGGCUCUGACGUCAGCCCCCCUCCUCAAAAUGCCAGACUUUUCCAAGGAUUUCGUGAUCGAAUGCGAUGCCUCCGGCCGUGGCCUCGGAGCGGUUCUCAUGCAAGAUCGACAACCGAUUGCUUACUUCAGCAAGACCCUGGCCGGCCGCUGGUUAGCCAAGUCCGCGUACGAGAAGUAG